Messenger RNA from Ornithodoros turicata, 5225 nucleotides. It is a transcript of the gene Acf, whose product is annotated as bromodomain adjacent to zinc finger domain protein 1A-like. Gene Ontology annotation, molecular function: protein binding; DNA binding. Gene Ontology annotation, biological process: regulation of DNA-templated transcription; positive regulation of DNA replication; regulation of heterochromatin formation. Gene Ontology annotation, cellular component: nuclear chromosome; CHRAC. The transcript is spliced from 13 exons. Bases 384 to 4736 code for a protein of 1450 amino acids. NCBI's taxonomy places the organism in Eukaryota, Metazoa, Arthropoda, Arachnida, Ixodida, Argasidae. The record is from RefSeq and is a predicted model, not a curated record.
CCAAGACUGAGUUCCGGUUUUUGGUACCGUCCUUUUCGGCUCUGAAUUUCAAUAGCACGGAACGUGUAGAGAUGAAUUUCUAGGAAGGGCAGCAUUAUAAAGACAUUGUACAGAUUUUAGCUUGAUGAAGAACCUUCUCAGUACUCCUUGUUGAAGGGAGCAGUUUCUAAUUGCUCGGGUGAAGUGUAGCGCAGUUUGAAAACAUCCUCCCGGAUUUGUGUGCACCAACAUCACCGUGCAGGGUCGCGUGUUGAACGGUUUCAUUGUCUGUUUGUGUGAUCUUCCCAUUCACUGCGAAGAAGAUGAAGAGUUGACGAUUCAUGGGCUGUGCCGUGAUCCCCGCACAUCAUUGGUGCAAGUGAUUUCUCACGAAAGUUUUCACAAUGCCGCUGUACGGGAAAAAUCCAUUCAUUCGCAAGGAACCACCGGCUGAUUUAAAACCGGACGACGAAGUUUUCUGCUGCAAAGUCACCGCUGAAGUGUUUGACAAUUACGAGGAAUACUUUGCCCGUGUCAUUUUGUGCAACAGCCUCGUGUGGACGUGCUCCGUGACUGGAAAACCGGGGCUAACAUUCCAAGAUGCGCAACAUUCGGAAGAGCAAGCUAUUUCGAUGUUGAAGCAGUUUCCCGCUGGCCUGCGAAAGCCCCUCCUGUAUCUGGCAACACUGACAAGGCGGGGCCGUCUGGCAGACUUAUGCGACGACGUCUUUAGCUUUGCUCGGGACCGCUACUUCAUUGGGGAAACGGUUGAAGUCACAAUCAAGAGUCAAAAGAAAACAUGUACAGUCACCGGAGUCUCGGCAGCACAACGGUCAAAGUCUCCGUCAAAGGCCACAUCGCCACACAAGAAGCCACUACAACCCCUGGCAGCAGACAAGGUCAAGUAUGAAGUACAGGACAGCAAUGGCAAAACGCAUGUUGCGUCUGGUUCAGAUGUUUGCCGAAAAAAGAAUUCCUACACACGAGACAAAAACCGAAUAUUCUUCAGGCAAGGCAUUGAGCUUGCAGACGACGUCCUGGUUGUGAAGGAAUCCACUCAGAAGAAAUACUCUUUGAAGCAGACACACUUUACAGACAUCUUUGCUGGGCCACCUCCAAGCUUUUCUGUCUCUCCGAAAGGCAAAGGAGCGUCUGCAGAAAAAGGAAAGAAAUCCAAGGCAUCACCAUCAAAAGAGACGCCUAAAAAGAAAGAAGCUGGAACUCCAAAGAAGGACACAGCAGAAAAGCAGGCAGCAGCUGCAGCGGCGGCGGCUAAAGCAGCGGAAGAACUAGCCAAGAAACGUGACAAAGAAAUGGCCGAUCUCUUCAACAAGAAGAUGGCCGAAAAAGAAGAGAGAAAAAUUAAAGUUCAACAGAAGCUUGAAGAAAAGAAGCUUUAUGCACAGUUCAUGAGUGAAUGGAACAGUCCAAGGGAAGACUUGGAAUGUGAUGACCUGAAGGAGCUCCCACCACUGGUGCCCCUCAAGUGUAGUAUCCCUCAAGAGCAGUUCGGGGACCUGGUCAUGGUGCUGGAGUUCCUCAACCUAUUUCCUGAACAGCUCGACCUCAAGGACUAUUUUGCAUCUGGCGUCACAUUUGACCUCUUGGAACAAGCAGUGAAAGAAGUUGACGUGCUGGGUAUUUUGAGCGACGUGUUCCAGCUACUGCUGACAGCCAUCCUACGUACACAGGAGGAAGAGAUGCAAGUGGACAAAAGGAUGGCAGAGGGUGAAGAAUCCGGAAGCGAAGACGAUGCUGAAGAAGACGAAAAAUUCAUUGUGGGUGGCAUUCCGAUAAAGAAAGCACAAAAGGCGGCAACAGCGAUUGCUCGGAGGCCUCAACAGGUUCUGGGCAUGAAGCUGACCAAGGUGAUGCUGGAUGCGCUCUCUUUGACGGAAGUGUUGCGCCUUCACUUGGGUGGAAGUGGUUCCCUUAACAUAGCCAAGAAAGUCUACAGUGGCUGGUACACACAAAGGGAGGACCCUGGUCUGUGGUUUGCAGCCCAAGAGCCAGAGAUCAUGGCCAAGCUGGCAACUAGCAGCAUCUAUGACCUCAGUGCUGGUGAGAAAAUAAAGCUGAUGCGUGUGCUCGUGGAACAGCUUCUCUCGAUGGAGACGUUCCGCAGCGUCAUUGAGGAAAACUGGAUGAGGCUCAAGCAGCUCAAGCACGAUGUGAAACAGCUGAGAAUUGCUUUCUUCAGGGAAGACAGGGAGGCCAAGUUGAAAAAGAACAAGGACGGUGCCCCUGAUGCAAAGAAAGAUGCAGCAGAUGGAGAGGACAAGAAAACAGAAAACAAAGACAACACUCCAGAGUCUGUUGAGUUGAACAAGGCUCUCCUGCAAAAGAAGGAACGUGAAGAUGCUCGCCGUAAGGAAGAAUUCGAGCGCAAAGAACAGGCACUCCGCAAGGAGAUCGAUAAUCUGCAGCGCUUUUGCUGCUUGCAGCCCAUUGGUCAGGACAGAAUGCACCGCCGCUACUGGGCCUUUUCCUCAUUGCCCGGCCUAUUCGUUGAGGACAACGACACUGACAAGGGUGCCUGCCUGCCUGGGGGAACUCCGCUGGUGUCCUGCGAGCUACCCAAGAAUCCAUCCAUCGCGUUUAUGGAGUCGUUCCUCCUCAAGCGUCGUGGCGAGGAGUGUGCGACAGAUUCGGCAGCGUUAAGUGACAAAGAAAACAAGGAAACAGCCGCAGAGCGCAAACCACCGAACGACACAAAGUCGCAGAAGCUACUUGGCGACUCGAAUCCGAGGGUUGCACGACGCAUGUCUCUGGAAGCAGGCGUCAACGGGUGUGUGGACCCAAAGCGGGACCUGGUCAUUGUACUGGACAAGAUGGAGUCAAAUACAAGGGAGAACGUGCCUUCUGGAAAGGCGUACCCGUUCGGACUGUGCUCGGGGCUCCCGGAAACCUGCUCAGUUCACGGGAGCUCUUCUGGAGGUACCAGCUGGUGGUUUUGUGGGGACAAGGACCAGUUAGAGGCUCUUAUAGGAGCGCUUAACCAAAGAGGCUUCCGCGAAAGCAAGCUGAGAACAGUGCUGAAGAGAGAGGCAGCUCACUACGAGAUGUUAAUUGCCAAGUGCCCAAAGAAAAAGUUGAACCCAGAUACGAGCUGGCCAGAGGAACCCGAGGUAGUAGAAGAAGUGAGAAAGUCCUCUAGACUUAAUAACAAUGCAGCGGCAAAGCCUUCUAACCUUGCAGGAAUUGAGUCUCGUUUGGCGCAGGUGCUGAGCUUCCGCGAAGCGUUGCUCGAUUUGGAAGAGAAAGUGUUUGCCGGUAGCCUCGGCAUGCUGAAAAAUGCGGAGCGAGAAAAGUGGAGGGAAAAGUUGGACUCCCUGCUCCUUGCUGUUGAAACAAAGAACAAAGACACUGCUGAGAUCAACAAGCUGUCCGAAGAGCUCAACUAUGCUGGGGAAGUAGCGCUGUUGUCCGGUGCGCUCGUUGAAGUGUCGUUGGCCAUAGAGCGCAAAUUCCUCCAGCCUCCCCUGGGAGAAACGGAAGAGCAGAGGAAGAAGCGCAAGACUGCAGAGCUGGCACGCAAGAGCAAGGACGACGAGGGCGAGGAACCACCUAAGAAGACGGUAAACGUGAUGGAAGUGUGGCGGGACGCUGCAAGAAAGAGCACAUCCGUUGCUCAGCUCUUUCUCUACAUGUCGUCGCUCGAGCGCAGUAUAGCGUGGGAUCGUUCGGUGCUGAAGGCAUAUUGCAGAAUCUGCAGGCGACGGCGAGACCCAGAGAACAUGCUCCUGUGCGACGGUUGCGACCGUGGUCACCACCUUUACUGUCUGCGGCCACCAUUGGACGAGAUACCGAAGGGCGACUGGUAUUGUACGACGUGUAGGCCGAAAGAAAAGCCUGCCUCGCCAACAAAGAGAAAAUACAUAGAGGAAGAUGAACUUGAGAGUGAAGACGGGGAUGAGGACAUGAAUGAGGAAGAGGAGGAGGAGAGUGAGGAAGCAGAGGAUGAGAAUGAUGACACGUGCAACGCCUGCAAGAAGGGAGGCACACUCAUUUGCUGCGACAGCUGUCCACUUUCAUUCCACAUGGAGUGCACAAACCCGCCGUUGAGGAGGGUGCCCCGUGGUGCAUGGAGCUGCACAAAGUGUACAAAGGCAAAGUCUGAUAAUGUCACAAUUCGUGGGAAGGGCAGCAGAACACGCUCACAAAGUGCGGCAGUUGACUCGAAACGGUACAUGGAGCGGCAGCAGCACGCUCUGGCUACCAGGAAACGACACAGUGCAGGCAACCCUGUAAUUGAAGCUCUCAAGGGCGGGAAACGCUUCAAAAGAAGUUCGGACGCUGCGUCGUCUCACAGUGACGAUACGGUCAGCUCCCGCGGGUCGUCGCGUCGUUCGAGCCAGGAUCUUCCCCUCGAUUUCAAGGCAUGCGACGAGAUCCUUCAAGCCAUGGUCCACGACGCGGACUCGUGGCCGUUCCACUGUGCCGUCAGCCGUCGGAGUGCUCCGGACUACUACGACAUCAUCAAGCGGCCCAUGGACUUGGGAAAGAUCCGUGGGAAGCUGAGCAGCAUGGAGUACCGUACGACGAAGGAGUUUGUCGCUGACGUAUACCUCAUCUUCCAGAACUGCAGUGUGUACAACAGUGCGGGAUCGCCGGAGUACGCUGCUGGCUCAGGCUUGCUGGGGAGGUUUGAGAAACUGCUAGUGGAGCACGGCCUCCGCGGAUUCCCCCAUUCGGACUGCUUCCAGCAGGAGAAGGGCACAGAAAAAAGGUCACGACGCAGCGCGACGAGAAAAUAAGUGUUCUUCUCAGUGGUGGUUUCCAGCACCGUGAGUGAUACCAACCCCCGUACUUAUCAUGUAGCUGUUAUUCCAUUUGUUGCUACCCUGUUUUUAAGUUCUCACUGCAAAUAUCCCGUGGCAGGUCGUUUAAAAAAGUCUUUGCAAAGAGAGCAAGAAACUUGCAGCACCGUGCUUUCCCUUUGAUGGGCAAAUUUGGUCGCCCAAUCCGGUGUCGGUUUUAGAACGUGCCCCCGCUAUUUAUGUUUUAUCAUGCCGCAUACAACGUCACCACUUCUCGUCGAACUGUCCUGGAGGCCGUGGUAGUGUCUUUGCACUCCAUCCUGCUUCUGUUGGAAUUCUGACUCUCCCUCUCGUGGAGAAAAAAAAAAGAAGAAAGAUUCCUUGCCCUCUUGUGUGUGCAUCGCCAUUCCUGUAGAUUUCCUCUGAAAGAACAUGCGCAACCUGUACAGUAUGCAGUUAUUAAAAUUCUCUUUUUUGUAAAACUGC